Amaranthus tricolor (Joseph's coat) is the source of this 2541-nucleotide messenger RNA. RefSeq names its product DNA (cytosine-5)-methyltransferase DRM2-like. The record is from RefSeq and is a predicted model, not a curated record. Gene Ontology annotation, cellular component: nucleus. NCBI's taxonomy places the organism in Eukaryota, Viridiplantae, Streptophyta, Magnoliopsida, Caryophyllales, Amaranthaceae. The transcript is spliced from 11 exons. Gene Ontology annotation, molecular function: DNA (cytosine-5-)-methyltransferase activity. Bases 391 to 2244 code for a protein of 617 amino acids.
UGUGUGAGAUUGUCUUUUCCCAAGUUCCAACUUUAAACGUAUCUCUUUGGCUUCUUUUGUGAGCUCAUUCACAACGCUUUUAGUAAGUGCACAUUUGACACUUCCAAGUCAGUUCACCCAAUAAUUAUGACGAAAUGAGGUAAAGAGAAGGAAUCUCGUUCAUCAGCAAUUCAGCAAUCAUCCUUUUUCACCAUUUUAAGCUCAGGAAUCGAAGCUACAAAAUCAUGUUGAAUUUACAUGCACUUCAGAUCUAUCUUUUUCUUUAAGGUUCUGACAUGCAGGAAAUUCGCUUUGAAGGGUGUCUUGAAAACGUUGCGUUUUGAUAUACUGUAGGAGAAGGUGCUGAAAUUUGCUUGAGUGUUGCAGUGUAUAAAGCUGCAUUGUACAAGGAUGACUGGGAACAUCUCUGACAAUGAUAGUGUAAACUAUAGCUGGACUAGUGACGAAGAACUAGAAAUAGAGAAAAAAGUUUUUGAUUCUGGCACUUCAUUGACCACUCUCAAUGGAGGGCUUUUAACGGGUACUGCUGAGGCAAGCUCUUCUUCUGGGCCUUCCUCAACAUUAUUUCGCCAUUUUGUUGGAGCAGGUUUUUCUGAAAAUUUGGUUGCAAAAGCAGUUGAAGAAAACGGAGAAGGAGAUAUGGACGCCAUUUUAAAUGCUCUUCUAACCUAUUCGGCCUUGGAAAGCUCUCCUUCUGAUGAACUGGAUACUGAAAAGCCUUCCGCAAGAGAACAAAAUGGACAUUUUGAUGAGAGAAUAGAUGGCAUAUAUGCUCAGACUAAUAAUAUUGAUUCUGAUCAGAAGGUUGGCGUGGAUUCUGAUUCCUUGUCCUCAGAUUACGAAGAAAAUCUUCUUGAGGACUUUUCUGAUUCAGAUAGUGGUCCUGGAAUUGAGGAAACUCCUGGCCCGUUGUCAGAGGAGAAGAAGAAGAUGUUGUUUUUGACUGAUAUGGGUUAUCCCGUGGAAGAAGUCUCAAUAGCAAUAGAAAGAUGUGGCCCAGACUCUUCACUUGAAGAGUUGGCUGACUUCUUAUGCGCUGCACAAAUGGCAAGGGCUUCCGAUGCAUCAUAUGUAGAUCCACCAGUCAAACCAAAGCUUUAUGGUGAUUUUUCUAAACAUAAGAAGAGGAAGCUAUUCGAGUACGAGAUGGGGAGGAAAAAGCAGAAGUCCUUUCUUGAGGAAGAUGAGCCUCUUCGCCUUCCCAAACCAAUGAUAGGAUUUGGAGUUCCUAAUAUGUCACUCCCUCAUUUUCAUAGAACACUACCAGAGGCAGCCUUAUCUCCUCCGUACUUCUAUUACGAAAAUGUGGCACUUGCUCCUAAAGGAGUUUGGGAUACAAUCUCACGAUUUUUGUACGAUGUUCAACCUGAAUUUGUUGAUUCAAAGUACUUCUGUGCUGCUGCAAGAAAGAGAGGAUAUAUUCAUAACCUUCCAAUAGACGAUCGAUUCCCUCUUCUCCCUCUUCCUCCUCGGUCCAUUCAUGAGGCGUUGCCCUUGACUAAGAAGUGGUGGCCCCAUUGGGAUACAAGAACAAAGCUCAAUUGCUUGCAAACUGCAUAUGGUAGUGCAAAAUUGACAGAGAGGAUCCGCAAGGCUCUUGAAGAUUUUGAUGGUGACCCACCUAUGCAUGUUCAGAAGUACGUGAUGGAUGAAUGUAGAAAAUGGAAUCUAGUUUGGGUUGGCAGAAAUAAGGUUGCCCCUCUUGAACCCGAUGAAGUAGAAAUGUUGUUAGGAUUCCCUAGAAACCACACAAGAGGUGGUGGAAUAAGCAGGACUGAUAGAUAUAAGUCACUUGGCAACUCAUUCCAGGUUGAUACAGUUGCCUACCACCUUUCUGUCUUGAAAGAUCUGUUUCCCGGUGGUAUGAGAGUGCUUUCACUAUUUUCUGGGAUCGGGGGUGCUGAAGUUGCCCUCCACCGUCUAGGCAUACCUUUAAAAACUGUAGUGUCGGUUGAACUCGCUGAAGUGAACAGAAACAUUCAAAGGAGCUGGUGGGAACAGACUAACCAAAAAGGUAUUUUGAUAGAUAUUGCUGAUGUACAACAAUUGACUAAUGAUAGAUUGGAGCAGCUCAUAAAUUCAUUUGGGGGCUUUGAUUUAGUUAUUGGAGGAAGCCCUUGCAACAAUCUUGCAGGUAGCAAUAGAGUAAGUAGGGAUGGGCUCGAGGGUAAGGAAUCCUCACUAUUUUUCGAAUACAUCCGCAUUUUAGACACUGUUAAGAGUUUAAUGGGGAAAAAACUAUGACCAUUUUUAAUCUACAAUUUUCUUGUAUGUACUCAAACGUCCCUGGCUAUUGAUAUCCCGAACAGAGUAAGUUGAUAAAAUAGUUGGUUUAUGAACCUUUCAAGGGGGUAGUUAUGAAAGCGCUAAUACCAUCUUAAAAUUUGGUAGAAUUUGAACAAUAAUUAUUUUCUAGAGUGGACUUUUAACCAAUUCAUUCCUGGGUUGAUGUCUGCUGUAUUCCUGUUUGGACAGAAGAUUCUGCAUGUAAGUUGUAAGUUGGAACACAGUGAAAUUAUUUGUAAUAAUCUUUAGACUGUC